AUGUCGUUCGUCCCCGUCACCGCCCCCGGCUGCCCCGGGCGCCCCAAGGGCGGGCCACAGUGCCCCAGGGUGAUCACGCCGCAGUGCCCCAACGAGCUGCGGGCCGCCGGAGGGUGCAACAACGCGUGCAUGGUGUUCAAGGAGGACCGGUACUGCUACACCGGUUCGCCGGCGAACAAAUGCGGGCCUGCUGACUACUCGAGGUUCUUCAAGGGGCAGUGCUCCGACGCCUACAGCUACCCCAAGGACGACGCCACCAGCAUCUUCACCAGCCCCGGCGGCACCAACUACCAGGUCAUCUUCUGCCCAUGA
Molecule: messenger RNA, 312 nt
Organism: Aegilops tauschii subsp. strangulata
Lineage: Eukaryota; Viridiplantae; Streptophyta; Magnoliopsida; Poales; Poaceae
Product: zeamatin-like
Source: RefSeq, a predicted model, not a curated record